This is a messenger RNA of Gracilinanus agilis (Agile Gracile Mouse Opossum), 672 nucleotides long. RefSeq names its product ST6 N-acetylgalactosaminide alpha-2,6-sialyltransferase 4 (gene ST6GALNAC4). The transcript is spliced from 3 exons. The record is from RefSeq and is a predicted model, not a curated record. Gene Ontology annotation, biological process: ganglioside biosynthetic process; oligosaccharide metabolic process. Lineage: Eukaryota; Metazoa; Chordata; Mammalia; Didelphimorphia; Didelphidae. Gene Ontology annotation, molecular function: alpha-N-acetylgalactosaminide alpha-2,6-sialyltransferase activity. Bases 16 to 672 code for a protein of 218 amino acids.
UCUAGCUCCGGUCAGAUGCUUGGCUCCCGCUGGGGACCAGAGAUCGAUGGGACAGAGUGUGUGCUACGCAUGAACCAGGCACCCACAGCGGGGUAUGAGGCAGAUGUGGGGCACCGAAGUACCUUACGCAUGGUGUCCCACACCAGUGUCCCCCUGCUGCUGCGAAACCAGUCCUACUUCUUCCAGCAAGCCAGGGACACUGUGUACGUGGUCUGGGGUCCUGGAAAGCGCAUGAACCGUGACCAGGGUGGCUCCACCUACCGAACCCUGCUGAAAGUCAAGGAGAUGUACCCUGGGGUGCAGCUCUACACCCUCACUGACCGCAUGAUGGCCUACUGUGAUGAGGUCUUCCAAAAUGAAACUGGCAAGAACCGGAUGAAGUCAGGCUCCUUCCUGAGCACAGGCUGGUUCACUAUGAUCCUGGCCAUGGAGCUGUGUGAUCACAUUGUAGUCUAUGGGAUGGUCAGUGACAGCUACUGCAGAAAGAAGAGCCCUCCCUCUGUGCCUUACCACUACUUUGAGAAGGGCAAAUUGGAUGAGUGCCACACUUACCUGGUCCAUGAGAAGGCACCGCGGGGUGCCCAUCGAUUCAUCACUGAGAAAGCUAUUUUCUCCCGCUGGGCCAAAAAGAAGUCUAUCGUCUUUACCCAUCCCUCCUGGCAGAGUGAGUAG